Messenger RNA from Tympanuchus pallidicinctus (lesser prairie-chicken), 2276 nucleotides. Its product is annotated as 3 beta-hydroxysteroid dehydrogenase type 7-like. The transcript is spliced from 7 exons. Gene Ontology annotation, biological process: steroid biosynthetic process. The record is from RefSeq and is a predicted model, not a curated record. Gene Ontology annotation, molecular function: 3-beta-hydroxy-Delta5-steroid dehydrogenase (NAD+) activity. Lineage: Eukaryota; Metazoa; Chordata; Aves; Galliformes; Phasianidae. The coding region runs from base 539 to 1465 and encodes 308 amino acids.
GUUAGGGAGGACUGUGGUGCUUCUUUCUUUUCCAUAGCUGACAAUUCUGCAUCCCACUUGCAUUGCUCUCUUCUGGAAAAGCGUCACUGAGGGCAGGACAGAGGCCAGCUGUGGCCUUCCCAGUGCUGAGUAAAGCACAAGAAUGUCAUAGAAUUAUAACAUCAUUAAGGUUGGAAAGAACAUCUAGUCCAACCAUCAACCCAUCACCACUACAUCGCUAACCACGACCCUCAGUGCCGCGUCCACUCUUAUGAAAACCUCCAGGACAGCAACUCCACCACCAGCCUGGGCAGCCUAUGCCAAUAUCUCACCAUUUGUUUCUUCCGUCCUGCACCAUAAUCCCUUUUCUUGCCUGUCAAUCCCAUUAAGCCUUUUUCCUAGCUGCAAGUUCCUGCCAACAAGUGAUCUGGCCCAAUUAUUUUAUGAGGCGUUUCAGUUGCACUACUUCAGUGUUCCACUGCCUCCACCAAAAGUUCUCUGGAGUAUGUGAUAAAGCAGUAAUCCUGCAGUUACAUCAGCUACCACUCAUGUGACAGUGAUGAAAGGAGACAUUCGAGACUACAGUCUGCUCCUUGCUGCCAUGCAGGGUGUUCACGUGGUGAUCCACACAGCUGCUAUUGUGGACUGCAGAAACACUUUACCCUUUUGGGAAAUGAAAGCUGUCAAUGUUGGGGGUACUGAAAAUGUGUUAAGGGCCUGCUGUGCCCUGAACAUCCCAUAUGUUGUCUACACAAGCUCCAUUGCUGCAGUGGGACCCAACAUUUCGCACGAGCCCAUGCUCAGAGGAAAUGAGGACACCAAAUACAGCGGGGAAGUGGAGCUGCCUUAUGGGAAGACGAAGGCCAUGGCAGAAAGACUUGUAUUAGAAGCCAAUGGGAAAAAGCUCAGCAAUGGUGGUAAACUCACGACCUGCAUCAUCCGCGCCAACACAGUAUAUGGGGAGAAAGCAAUGUUCCUUCAUGACUUGUAUUUGUCUGCCAAAGCCCAUAACGGUGUGUUGAACUACCUGGAGCCUGAACACACAGAGCGCAAUUCCACGUACGUGGGGAAUGUCGCAUGGAUGCAUGUUCUCGCAGCCAGGCACCUGCAGCUGAAACCAGACAUACUUGCUGGGCAGGUGUAUUAUUCCUAUGAUGACACUCCGACAACAAAAGCUUUUCUGAUCAGGUAUCAGCUCUUGUCCUGUAUGGACCCCUCAAUAAGAUUGGGCUCACACAUCCCAUACUGGAAGAUGUGGUUACUGAUACACCUGCACAGGAUAAUCGAGGUCAUCCUGUCCCCUUUCUGGAAGCCACAGCCUUUCCUAAACCUCCCUUUGCUGCACACGAUAGUCACCACCUUCUCCUACGAGACAGACAAAGCCUUCAGGCACUUUGGGUACAAGCCCCUCUACAGCUGGCAGGAGAGCAAGGUGCGGACGGCGCGGUGGCUGGAAGUGGCCAUGGGGAACCUGUCCUCUCAGUGAUGGAAAGAACCCUUCCUAAAGAUCCUGUUACCCUUCAUACGUGGCUUAUUACAUCUGUUUUGAAAUAUUAUCCUAUAAAAAUAAACUCCUACUCUCUUGCACUGACAGCACAGGGGCUGACUUGCAUUCAAGCCCCAUGGUUGGAUGCCUACAAGUUCAGGCAGUUUUCACUGGAGUUCGAAGAAAUGGGCUGUUUUUACUGCAGUGGUUAACAUCCAAAAUUAAUUCUGUCAGUUUGAGACUGCUUAAGUACUCCUGUGUUCUGUGAACAUAUAAUCAUCUCUUGAGUUUUCCUACAGUUGAAGUGUAUGUGUGCACAAAUAAAAGCUCAUUUUAAUUACUUCCCUAAUCCUCCUGGAAAAAAAAAAAAAUAGAAGCAAGUUUCAGCAUGGCAUCUUUGAUAGAAAUGAUCGAGAUUUGCUUCUUGUUAGUCAUAGUAAUUACCCUGGAAAGGAAGUGAAGGAAUACUCUGGGAGCUGCCAAGUGAACUCCAUGGAAAUUCACUCACAGGAGAGUUCUUUGCAAAAUGAGCUUCCAAACCAAAAAUAAUUUGCUCAGGUAAUUCGUGAAUAAUUUCAUAUGACAAAUAAAUCUGGGGCAAACCAUUACAAUCUGUCCACAGAGAAUUUGGGAAGGUGAACCGUGCAAGUUAUGGAAUCACAGAACGCUUGGAGUUGAGGGACCCUUCAGUGCCACCUGGUCCCACGCCCUGCGAUGCACAGGGAUGCCCACAGCUCUCAGUUCCUCACUUUUUUACUCUAAUCAUUUGUGCAGAGAGUUUUUAAAUAAAGUGAUUAGUAAGAUUACUGGA